AAACCUGCCUAUCUAUAGAGAGAGCUUAUUCCUAACCAAAUAUAAAAAUAUUCCGAAACACUGAAGCCCAGUGCUAUCAAAAAGAGAUCUGAAAAUAGAUCAGUCCCGACUUCCAGGUUUUUUUUCUGUAUAUUUUGGCCUGAAGAUAAAUGAUUAUUUCCAGUUCCUGUUUGUCCAAUUCCGAAGCAAAAAAAAAAUCCCCCCCUUGGAGGACUCUACCGAGUCCUCUCCUCACUCGCCUCCCAACCGGAAGUGGCCUAUGUAACUCUGACUCUUUUGUCUCCGGAUAUAGAAGGAGGAACUUCCGCCUCGUUCCUUUUUACUUUCUUUCGUUCUCUCUCCCCGGCUCGCCGGCCGUUGAUUGCAGCAACAAGGAAUCAAGAUGGCGACGGCGGGCGGAGAUUGCGACGUGAUUAUGGCGCCCGCGGCACCCCCAGCGGUAGCUUCACAUUCCGCGAUGCCGCUGAUGUUGAGCGAGGAGGACGAGGGGACGCGCAGAGAAGCAGAGUCCUUCAAGGAGCAGGGAAAUGCAUUUUAUGCCAAAAAGGACUACAACGAAGCAUACAAUUACUAUACAAAAGCAAUAGAUACAUGUCCCAGCAAUGCCAGUUAUUAUGGAAACCGUGCUGCCACUCUCAUGAUGUUAGGCAAAUUUCGGGAGGCCCUGGGGGAUGCUCAGCAAUCAGUCAGAAUGGACGAUAGCUUUCUGAGGGGACAUUUAAGGGAAGGAAAAUGCCAUCUAUCUCUGGGGAAUGCCAUGGCUGCCAGUCGCUGCUUCCAACGAGUUAAAGAAUUGGAUGAUAAAAAUGCACAGGCAGAGCAAGAGCUGAAGAGUGCCAAAGCUGUUCUAGAUUAUGAGAAAAUUGCUGAAGUUGACUUUGAAAAACGGGACUUCCGAAAGGUUGUCUUUUGUAUGGAUCGUGCUCUAGAAUUUGCCCCUGCCUGUCACCGGUUCAAAAUCCUCAAAGCAGAAUGUUUAGCUUUGCUAGGUCGCUAUUCUGAAGCCCAGUCUGUUAUAAGUGACAUCUUGCGAAUAGAUGCAACAAAUGCUGAUGCUCUCUAUGUCCGAGGACUUUGCCUUUACUAUGAGGACUGCAUCGAGAAGGCUGUGCAGUUCUUCGUCCAGGCACUAAAAAUGGCUCCUGACCACGAUAAAGCCUGCCUUGCCUGCCGUCUUGGAAAGCUAUGCGAAGCAAUAGGAGACUGUACAAGUGCUAUCAAGCUGGACGACACAUACAUCAAGGCCUAUCUAAGAAGAGCACAGUGCUACAUGGACACAGAGCAGUAUGAAGAUGCUGUGAGAGAUUAUGAAAAGGUUUACCAGACAGAGAAAACUAAAGAACACAAACAGCUACUCAAGAAUGCACAGAUGGAAUUGAAAAAGAGUAAGAGGAAAGAUUACUACAAGAUCCUGGGUGUGGAUAAGAAUGCAUCUGAAGAUGAAAUUAAAAAAGCAUACCGGAAACGGGCCCUAAUGCAUCACCCAGAUCGGCAUAGUGGAGCAAGUGCUGAAAUCCAAAAAGAGGAAGAAAAGAAAUUUAAAGAAGUUGGUGAAGCCUUUACCAUUCUCUCUGAUCCAAAGAAAAAGGCCCGCUAUGACAGUGGCCAGGAUCUAGAGGAAGAUGGCAUGAAUAUGGGAGAUUUUGAUGCUAAUAAUAUCUUCAAAGCUUUCUUUGGAACACCUGGAAGUUUUAGUUUUGAAGCUUCUGGACCUGGGAAUUUCUUUUUCCAGUUUGGCUAAACUGAGGAACAGAUCCAUUUCAUCCACUGAAAUCCACAGUUUCCCUGACCUGCUUCAUUUAAUUUCAAGUUUCAUCUUCCCUUCAUUGCAUCUCAGCAUUUCUUAGGGCUGUGGCAUUUUUUCUGUUGGAAACAUCAAUUUUUUGUGUGUGUGCUUUAGAGUGUGAUGAGAAAACCAGCAUUUGAAGGGAAGGGAACUAUUAAGAAAUACACAUUUUUGUUUAUUUUGUUGUUAAUUUUAUAUAAAAGAGAGUAAGAAAGAAACAUCUGUAGAUUUCUCCAUUAAGUAAUUUAAGAUUCCUAAGCUGCUGGGACUUCAUUCAGGGAAUCCUUACAUUUUAAAAACUGGAUAUGCCAUGCUUUUAUUGGGUUCACAAUGUGGGGAAAGUGAAAUGAGUUUUGCUUUUUUUACUUUGGUCUUAUUGUACUGACUGUAGCCAUAUUGAAACCUUAUUUCCAGAAACAUUUCAGACACUUGAGAAAUACAAAGAAGUUUUACUGCAUUAUUCCCUGACUCAUUUUUGGAAUAAGGGUUGCCUCUUCUCAGCACUUUCUCUUAAUAUUCCCAGAGUCUCUUUCUUUGAGGAACACUUUAUGUUUCCAAUUGCUUGAGUGCUUCAGGAAAAUGGUAAGGGCUGAUUUCUUGCAUGGACAUCCCAUUUUGAUGGUGGCUUCCAGAUCAACAUGUACACUUGAUUUCAUUGAAAAGCGCAUAAAGUCUGAAGUGAUUGUCAAGUGUUAUGAAGGGUGUGUGUGUGUGCGCGUCUGUGUGUUAUUAGAUCUCCAGUGCAUAUUUCACAUUUCCACAUCAACAUGUGAUGUCAUGGUUCUUACUUGCAUGUUCAAGUCCACUGUAAGUGUUGGAAUCUCUUAAAAUUAAUUGGAAUUUCAGAAACCAUUUUUGAUGUUGAGAAGAUUUUUCAAAAUUCACCAACAAUGUGUUGAAAGUUUAAAAGAAGAAAUUCAGCAUUAUUUGAGGGGAGGGAACUCUUAUUGGUAGCUAACCACACUGAAGUUCCUGAUAUCUUUUUACGUUUUGCUCAAUAUUUGUACCAUAUUGACAAAUAUUAAUCCAUAAUAUCAUUUCAGCUGUGGACAAUUAGCUCAUUCCUUUUUCCACAGUAGUAAAAAUCAUAAGUAGACUAUCAUUUCUAACAAUAUUGAACCACUUUAUAUUAGGUGCAGUUUUCACCAUUAACUGAAACUCCUCCUUGUAGUCUCUUAGUUUUCCUCAAUUCAGACCAUAUUGGGAGAUGAGGGAAUCUGAAAUCUCAGUGUAUCUAGCGAAUAUCAAAUUGGGAAAGGUUAGCCUGGAAGAUCAAUACUCUGAUGAAUUCAAUAUAAGAAAUGAGUGAUGUUUAUGUUGCAAACAUUAUAGCAGCUUUUCUAUUUUAUGAGGCUAGGGAAAAGGUAAUCAUUUCAAAAAUGUAAUCAUUUUUAAACUAUUCUUAUGCAGUGCUUGGACUUCUGCUCAAUGAAAUGUUAUAUAUUGGUCCAAUAUGAAACAUUAUUUCAAGAGAGGCUCAGAUUAUGUCCUGGGAAUAAUCCUCUAUUUUUCAAACUUUUCAGUUAAUGGGUUCUGACAAACUUUAGAAAUAGCAGUAAAUUAGAUUUUGUCUGCAUCAUUUCCUUUAAUAGUUCCAUAACAAGAUAUCAAAGAAAUGCAGUCUAUUGAGAAAUGGCCAGGAAUUAAAUGAGAAGCUAAAGAGGGAAGAGAAUAAACUCAGGAUCUUGACCUCAGUCAAGAUUGCAUGCCUAUUCCUGGCCAGCAAAUGGUAAAUACUGAAUUGUUCAGGAUUUCAUUGGGUACUCAAUUUCUGUUGGUAGAAUUUAUUGUAUUUGGUUAAAGGCAUAUAUUUAAAUGAGUUAUUUGGUGGAAUUGUAUCCAUUCUCAAUUAAGAGUUAUGAUAAACAGGAUAAUCAGAAACUGGCACAAAAAGCUAUGCAAUCAACGAUCUCCCUCUUCAUCACUUUAUAUGGAAAGAAAUUAAAACAACAGUAUAUCAUCUUCAGACUGAGGUGUCAAGAAUCAAUCCUGGCAUCCUGUGAAUUUUCUAUUUUUUAAGAUGUUCUGGCUCUGCAAUAAUUUUACUUUAAAACUUCACACAGAAAUAUAAGAAUAUUAAAAGUUUCCGUGGAUGGCAGCCAGAUUUUCUGAUCAUCUCUACACAGCUGGUAGUAGUAAUAAGAUUUUUUUGUGGGGCGGUGGCGGGGGGGGGUGUCAGAUCCAAAGGUCAAUGAGAAAUGGUUCCUGGAUCUUAAAACCGAUUGCAACCUAAAAAGUGAUGAAUGCUGUAUUACUUUGCCUUUCUAAUCUGUUUUUUAUUAUCUACAAUUCUCAUUGCAGUCUUUAAGGAUGUUCUGAUACAACGUUUGCAUUAUAUAUUAGGCCAUCUAUAACCUGAUUUAGAAAUUCUCCACCCUAGUAAUAAUCAUUUUAUAAUUUGAAUUUGGUUCUUAGCUCUCAAAUUUUGUUUUCAUUUUUUAAUUAGCCAAGCUAUAUUUAAGAGGUACCAAAAACUAUGUGUGACUGAUAAAGGAUUAAUUAUCUAUCUGGCUGAGGCUUGGAGUAUACCUAUAAAGAUAUACAUUGUCAGAAUGUUGUAGUGAUAAUAAGGUGAAAUGAUACAUUGCCUUUUUGAUAUUACCCUUAUAGGAACUUCCUGAGAAUAAAGAACAGAUAUAGAGAGGGUCUCGAACAUUUUUUUUACUGCUAGUUAGGUUGCCACAGGAGGAAGGCAUAUAUUGCUGGUAAUGUUAAGUAAUAUCACUUAACCACUUAAAAGUACCACUUUUCCCCAUAAUAUGUGUACACAAAAUCUAUAAGCAGGGAAUUAAGAGCCAAAACUUUCUCAUGUAGCAAUGCAUGAGACAAUUUCUUUGGUGAUGUAGAUCUAAAAGCAGCAUAUUUUAGGGAAAGUUGCCAUUUUUGCCUAUUUUCCUGUACACUUGAACAGGUGUUCUUGCAUGCAUUGUAGCCUCUUUGCUGUACAAAUACAUUUACAAGGAAUGCCUGAACAGAAGACAGGUAGGCUAAUGUUCAAGCCACCUGAAGAAAGGCUUGUUUGGAUAGGAAUAGAUAGCAUACCAUUCUAGACUUCUUAAAAAUACAUCAGUUGCAUGUUCUGUUUUUAAAAUAGCAUCCUGUCCCCUUUACUCUCUCCUGUGGAUAAUUUCAGACACAUGGAUAGCCAUACUGCAACCUUUUCACUUAUCAAAGAUGAAGAUUAUUUAAACAAAAAGUGGCGACUGUUCAUUAAGCAGGAUUCCUGAUGUGUUUAUAUGCAGAAUUUUGAACCAGACUGAAGCAAACCCAUAUGCAAUUGAUAUUAAUUUUAUUAUAAAAUGUAUAUGAUGUACAAAAAAUAAACACUCCGGAUCUCAUUGGUGACUUAUGCUUCUUUAAACUGAGUAGACACUGCUGAGACUGUGAGUGUGGUGACAUGAUGCUGGAUUGAAUAAUUGGGGGUUGGGGGAAUCCCAAAAAUCUGUGGUGGUUAAUGUUAAAAUUGUAGUAGCUUUUUUUGUUUAGUUAUUUGUUUGUUUUUUACAGUAAGAAAAGUAGACAGGAAGACUACCAAUGCUAAAAUUGAGAAAAGAUCCAGAGGUUUUGAUUAUGUAUUAGCACUGUUCAAUUUCUUUUUUAAAAAGUGCUUCACAAACACAGGUCUGUAUUUGAAUUACUUCUCUUGGAAUCCUUAAAGGAGCCAUGCCUUCUUGCCUCAUAUAGCUGCUGUAGAAGUGCUCUGGCUCUCUUCCUGUGGAUGGCUGCUUCACUACGGGGUCAUCCGGAGACUCAAGGAGCACUUCCAAAGCAGCAUCCAUGAGAAUCUUUCAUAAGAAGAAAUGACUCGUAAACUACAGUUAACAUCUGUACCCAAUUUAAUUCCUUCCCCUAUAAACCUAUGAAAAGUCCAAUCUCUUCUCUGCAAAUAAUCUGAAACUUCAGGUAGCAAAGGCUUGAAUAAAGAGUCCCAUAUCAAUCGGCCUAAUGUAAAUAUCAACACAAACAUUUUCUGCAUGUUAAUACAUUUAUUUCAGUGUAUUUUACAGUCACUAUGAAUCUUAACUACUUUGUAAAGCAAAACAGGAAUUAUUGUUUCAAGUUACAUCAAUCAGAACCAUUGAAAUGUGCUACUUCUAUGUGGUUUUUUUUAAAAAAAGCUUUGACCAUAUUUGAGUUGUAUUAACAGUAAUUCUGAUGUUUAAACAACAAAUAUUUAAGAACUGACACAAAUAUUUUGCAAAUGCAAGUUACAUUAUGUUUCCUGAGCAAUAGCACAACCAGUUUUUUCUUGUAUAGCUAAGCAUUCAAGAAAAGUAAAUGACCCACCUAUCUUCCUUUAUAUAUUGGAUGUCUAUAAUUCUAAGUUUCAAGUGAUGUAUGUUUUGUAACUUAUUUCAUAGCUUUCAUUAUAUAAUUGGUUAACAAGCUCCCAUUUUAAACUAACUCCCAUCUAGAGCAUAUUGAAUGUGAGCAUAGCAAAAACACAACCAGCAAUUACAUAGACAACUAUUACUGUCAUUGUAUUCACAUUGAUGGUUAAAGAAGAGUCUGCCCUAAUCCAAUGUCCUUGUCAUAUGUUUGAUUUUCUAUAAUCCAAAAUUAACCUGUCUUAAAGUCA
Messenger RNA from Pseudonaja textilis, 6365 nucleotides. It is a transcript of the gene DNAJC7, whose product is annotated as DnaJ heat shock protein family (Hsp40) member C7. NCBI's taxonomy places the organism in Eukaryota, Metazoa, Chordata, Lepidosauria, Squamata, Elapidae. Gene Ontology annotation, molecular function: protein binding. The record is from RefSeq and is a predicted model, not a curated record.